AGAUAUAUGCAGCAGAGGGGUAGCAGCAAGAAAAGGCUUAUCCAGAAGAAAGGACCCAAUCCAAGAAAAUGGCUCUUGUACUCUUCACUGCGAUUAACCCACACAUAAGCUCUCUCUCAUCCUCAUCAUCUUCUUCAAUCUUGCCUUUCUCUUCACUUCCAUCUUCUAGGCUGAGCUUGAAGUUCACUAGUUCAAGGUCAAAACUCUCAGAAGGGGGUGACAUUUGUACACCUUUUGUGGCUAGACAAAGGGAUUCUUUUGUAGUCAAGGCAUCUGCAGAAAUUGAUGGUACGGGUUCAGAUGCUCCUGAGACUCCCUCUGAGAGUAAAGAAGAAACUGUGCCAGUUGAGAACCUUCCUUUGGAGUCUAAACUUCAAUUAAAGCUCGAGGCAAAGAUAAGAAUGAAAUUGGCAAAGAAGAUUAGGCUUCGAAGGAAGAGGCUUGUCAGGAAGCGUCACUUGAGGAAGAAGGGCAGGUGGCCACCUUCAAAGAUGAAGAAAAACAAGAAUGUAUGAUGUUCUCGCUCGAGCUCUUAUGCGGGUAUAUUGCUGGCCCUUUUAGUUUAUGAUCUUGAUUACAAGCUCAGUUUUCUAUUUUGUGUUUUGCUCAAUGUCAAAAAUGUAAUUUUUAAGUCUAUUACUAUCGACUAGAAAUAUAUCAAAUUUGAUUCA
This is a messenger RNA of Daucus carota subsp. sativus, 671 nucleotides long. Its product is annotated as large ribosomal subunit protein cL37. Gene Ontology annotation, cellular component: chloroplast thylakoid membrane. The record is from RefSeq and is a predicted model, not a curated record. NCBI's taxonomy places the organism in Eukaryota, Viridiplantae, Streptophyta, Magnoliopsida, Apiales, Apiaceae. The coding region runs from base 69 to 515 and encodes 148 amino acids. Gene Ontology annotation, biological process: plastid translation. The transcript is spliced from 2 exons.